Anthostomella pinea is the source of this 1368-nucleotide messenger RNA. The record is from the annotation of a GenBank genome assembly. NCBI's taxonomy places the organism in Eukaryota, Fungi, Ascomycota, Sordariomycetes, Xylariales, Xylariaceae.
AUGGGCCAAGAGACCUCCCAUGUCCUGCCUCCGGACACGCCUCCGCAGACGCUGUCUGAACGCAGCAUCAGAGCCGUCGCGGAGCUGAUCAAGGAUGGGCGUGCGAAACGCAUCGUCGUCAUGACUGGAGCUGGUAUCUCAACCGCUGCCGGAAUACCCGACUUCCGCUCGCCCAAGACCGGGCUGUACAACAACCUAGCCCGUCUUAAUCUACCGCAUCCCGAGGCCGUCUUCGACAUCGAUUUCUUCAAGAAGAACCCCGCGCCCUUCUACGUUCUGGCGAAGGAGCUUUACCCGGGCAAUUUCCACCCGACCAUCUCCCACGCCUUCAUCGCCCUGCUCGCCAAGCGGAAGCUGCUGCGCAUGCUCUUCACGCAGAACAUCGAUUGUCUGGAGCGUACCGCCGGCGUGCCGCCCGAGCUUAUAGUGGAGGCUCACGGCAGCUUCGCCACGCAGCGCUGCAUCGAGUGUAAGACCGAGUUCCCAGACAAGGAGAUGCGCGAGCAUGUCGAGCGUGGGGACCCGCCCUCCUGCAUCAAGCCUGGUUGCGAUGGGCUGGUGAAACCGGAUAUUGUCUUUUUCGGCGAGCAGCUGCCAAAAGACUUCUACGACGCCGCUGCAGUACCAGCUAUGGCUGAUCUGGUGAUUGUGCUGGGCACCAGCUUGACGGUGCACCCAUUCGCGGGUUUGCCACGCAUGGCGAUGGAGCGCACGCCGAGAUUACUUUUAAAUAUGGAGCAGGUGGGCGACCUGGGCUCGCGGGCGGACGACGUGCUGUGCCUUGGGGAAUGCGACAAGGGCGUUCGGUCUUUGGCUGACGAGCUCGGAUGGCGGGAUGAACUGGAGGCGAUGUGGACGGGUAUCGUCGGCGGACAAGAAGCUCAGCGGCAGCGAGACCGUCCCGAGAAGGAAGAAAAGCACAUAGAGUAUGAGCUGCUAGAUGAGCUGGUGCGAGGCGUGGAAGAGAAGUUGGAGCUUUCCGAGGGCAGCACAGACGACGCUGAUGCUAACCUCGGGGAGCAGGCACAAGAAGGCGCUGUUCGUUCGCAGAGCACAUCGGAGGCUACUGCGGCUGACGCUGCGGAGGGGGAUACGGGUGCUCGUGCGGAGAAGAGCGUGGGCAGCGAGUCAACGCGAGGUGAUCACGAUGAGGUUGGAGAGGUUGCGGUAUCGGGCAAGACGAUUAAAAAUCAUCAAGGGGCUGAGGAAACUGCAUCGACGAAAGAUGAAUCCACGGAGGUGAACUUGGGGGUCAUGGCUGGCCACUCUCCCGUGCAGACCACAAGCACUUCAACCGGCUCAGUGGGCGAAGUCAACGUUGAUGGCAAGACGCAGGACCAGGGGAACGAGAACAAGCCGGUAUUGUGA